CAAAAAGAAAACAAUAAAGCGAAAGAGAAAAUUUCAGCAAAAGAAGAAGCAGCGGCCAGAGGAACAGAUCGCGUAGUCAUCAGAGCUGUGCUGACACGGAAGAAAGUCGAAUUUGUCUCUACAUGCCACCGUCCCACUCCACAGAAAUCUCUUCCCAUAACGCUACAACAAGACAAAUUCCAGAGCUUUAUCUGCCGUGUCUUCGCGAUCCUCAAUAACCCACUGCUGGGUUCUUGGAUAAGCAAUUUCAAUAACCGGCGGCUUGGUCUUCUAGGGUUUUCUACCUCUGCCAAUGCCAAAAGUAAGCAAGACUGGGAAAUAUGGACGACGUGGAGAUAAGAAGUGAUGAACUGCCAUUCACCUUUGAAAAGAUGUAUGGAUUCUCCACAGUUGAUGGCUUUGUGGAGAUAACCGAAAGCUUGGCAGAGAUGAUCAAGUAUAUUGCAAAUGAACCUUCAACUGGAUUAUUCUAUAUUCAGCAGCAUACACAAAAUGCUGUUCCCAAUGUUGUCGGUCUGAGAAAUCGUGUGGUGGACAAGUCUCAUGAAACAACUCUGCACACAGAAGAUUCAGAGGAUUCGAUUACCAUGUUGCGGUCGAUGAAAGAAUAUGGGUUUCCUAUUGCUGAUGAGAUGAUCAGAGACAUAAAGAAGUCUCUUGCUAUCAUGUCAACCAAACAACCAAGAAGGGGCUUGAUCCACAACACUUCUGGUGUGCAGAAGACAGGGAGAAUAAGCACUUGGAGAUCGGCCACGUGGGGGCGAAGUGCAAUUGUUGCCCCGCACAACGAAUACAGUGGUGGUUAUAUUUCAACGGUAUUCAAGUCAGCUAGAGAAAAGGCCAGCAACUUUAAGUGGCCACAGCUUGACAUCAAAGACGAUCUGGCACAAGUUGAAGUCGAUAAACUACACCCACAAUCUAACCAACCAUCAGUUGCAUCCGCUAGUUCUAGUUCAUCACAGCCAGAUUUGGGCUCUACUAAUGAGCUGCCGCUGUCUAGUCAAGUUAACGAUGAGUUGCAACGAGACGACCAGGUUGACGCCAGUUUGGACCCCGAUUUACUUUCGGGGUCCGAUAACUUCGAUGAUUUCAGGGCUGAUAAGGAAGCAAAAUUGGAGGAGUGGUUGGGAGGGGCUGGCGGCUUGGAUAAGCUUAUAGAUUUGAGCGCAGGGAAAGACCAUUCACGGGGAGUUGACAAUGCUUAAUUUAACUGUAAAAAUGAUGAAUUAAAAACCACUUCAAACACAUGUACUUUUCUUCCAUCAUUUUGGCCAACCAUUAACUUCUAGGGACGUCUUUCCAUGAGUUGUACUAGUAAAGAGUUGUGUUCUUAUAGCUUUGUAACAUCAUCUUAUUGGAAUAAAUAUUUGUGGGGCGUUGUCUAUUAAUUAA
This is a messenger RNA of Momordica charantia (bitter melon), 1392 nucleotides long. RefSeq names its product MEF2BNB-like protein. Lineage: Eukaryota; Viridiplantae; Streptophyta; Magnoliopsida; Cucurbitales; Cucurbitaceae. The record is from RefSeq and is a predicted model, not a curated record.